AGGGGGAGGAGGAGGUGUCGCCGUAGUCUCUAAGGCGUCGUUUUCAAUGCCUUAGCUCUGUACAUCACAGUGUUUUUGUUCGUGUGGAUGGCGUGGUGGACUUCUAUGACAGUGUGAGGUGCCUGGCUGGUCAACUGAGCAACUUAGAAGCCCUGCUUGAUGCAAACUGUUGGUUUGUGGAUGUCAUGGCGGGAUGAAUAGCCCCCUUGGUUCGCGUUACGCUGUCCAAACCGCGUGCGCGCGCUCAUCAAUUCCGCGGUAGUCACGGUAUUACUUCGCGAGGAGAAGCGAUGAUGGAGAACAAAUUUGGGACACAGUGGAAGCUCAGGUUCUACGCGUUAGUCGUUGGGCUACUAAUAGUAUCCAAUAUGACGACAUUCAUGUUCACUACUAGAGUUUUAGUCGGUAAGUAAACCAGUGUCUGUGUACUUAGCUAUUAGUACAAAAUUACAUGCAUGUAUGUAGCUAGACAGAAAGUGUCAAAACUCUUACCUCACGCAGGCCAAUGCUGAGAAAAAUAUUUAUAUUUAAUGCUGUCCACAGUGAACCAGGGUUGACAUGUUUGUUUGCUACAAGAGCAGUGCAUACCCUUUCUUCUUGACUUUUUUACCCUUAGAGAAAUGGCCUACUUCUUCAAUCACUAACUCAUUGCACAGGACAAAAACAAACUUAAAGUUCACUGGUACUGUGCUUAUAGUAUCGGUCCCAGACCCCGUCUAAAAGGGAGUGAGUGUGGUAACAUUGCUAUAAUGGACACUAACAUAAUUCUGUUUACAGUCAGUAGCUAGCUACUGCUGCAAGAACUGGGAAGUAGGUGUACUCACAAGUAAUUCAAGUGAAACUGUGGUCUGUCAGCCACUUCAUAAUUCGGCACAAGGCACUAUUAUUUAUCUCCCCUUAGGAAGAGUGUGGGCACGAAACUACUGCAUUUUAGGACGUGUUUAUUUGCAGAUUGCAGAAAUUUUUUUAAAAGCAUUGCAGACACUUUCUUAUGGACUCUUAUAGUGGAAAAGGCCUCCCUUUACAUUCACUGACUGCACUGCACAGGUCUAACACCGUGCUAGCACUACACUUUGACCUAGGAUGAUAACUUGAUAAGCAAUAAUUUUCAUUUUUAACCACUUAGGCUCUCCCUCGUUAAUCAAACUCCCAUGGGUGCUCCACAUUAGAGUACAGACCCCUUCUCUCUCAUGCACACACCACGUAAUAUUGUAUGAAGGGUCUGGGUAUAAUUAUACUUGACUACAUGCCUGAGAGACUAGACCCUGAUGUGGUCAUUACUGACAGUUUCACUGUAUAUAUAGAGGUUGGUAGCUUAGGUAAGAGUUAUGUGGGUUCUGAUUGGGUAGGAAACAAUUGAAGUGUGAAAACACUACAGGAUUGGGUGGGUUUUAACAGUGUAGAAUUUCUGCAGCUCAGCAUCCAAAUGGCCUUCACCAUCUCACUGGUUCUCUCAAUGAUGACCAAAAUGUGACGAAAGUGCUGGAGGAAACAACUGCCAUCCCAGACACGAAGACGAUAUUUGUCAUCACGCCAACUCACUCUUGCGUCACUCAGAAAAUUGAUCUCAAUAGCAUGUGCCACACCCUCAUGAGUGUCCAAAAAGUAAUAUGGAUAAUAAUUGAAGAUUCUCAGAAACCAACCGACCUAGUAACAAAACUGAUUCAAAGGUGCAAUGUCGAGAUAGUACACCUUGCGAUCCCUACGAGCUCUGACUACAGGGCGGAAAAGGGUAAACCUGCACAUUCAAAGUCUCGCGGAGUGGAGCAAAGGAAUGCUGGUCUAAACUGGCUGAGAGAAAACUACAGUUCGCACAACUGCAGCGGAGUAUUCUACUUCGGCGAUGACGACAAUAAGUACGAUUUGAGACUAUUUGAAGAUAUUCAUAAUACUCAAAUUGCGUCGGUGUGGAAAGUGGCGUGGGUAGGAGGACUCAAGUGGGAGGGGCCCACCUGCCAAAAUGGCCGAGCCACAUCCUGGCACUCUGUCUUUGAAACCGAGUUAAGAGAGUUUCCGUUGGACAUGGCAGGAUUUGCAGUCCACCUGUGCCAGCUGAUGAAGCACCCCGAGGCCAGAAUUGGCGUUAAUAUUCACGGGGACAGGUCCAAGGGUGGUCACCUGGAGACCGAUUUCCUCCAGCACUUUGCAAACAAAUCCAGUGUUGAAUGCCGCGGCUCAGAAAGUGAGACUUAUGUGUGGCACUCCAAAACAUCUUCUCCAAGCCUGUAUGGCGAAAAGAACGGUCACUCAAGCAAGUCCGUCGAAACAAGAUGACCAAAAAAAACAGUUUGUUUUGUUGUUAUUAUAGUAUUCUCAGCGCCAUCUGAACACAAUACAAUCUAAACAACCAAUAUGCACCGCACAACUUUUUUUGUGAGGAAUGUCUCAUGAAACUUCAGUGUGUUGUCAUAAUACAGUCGAGGACAGACAGAAAGCCUGUCCCGAUUGAUGCUAAACUAAAACACCUCUAACGUGGAGAAAAAACAACUGUCUCCAAGUGAUAAACGACCGUAGAAACAUUACAGACGAAUUGCUCACUGUGAAAUCAAUAUCACGGGGCCACACAUAGCAUGCAGAUUGAGUGAUGUCAAAUGACUUCAUACACUGAGGAUACUCAUCUCUCUGCUUCAACCCAUUUACUAUUUUGAUAAUGUAACUUCUUCAAUGAUGAAAACCACUAAGUGCACAC
This is a messenger RNA of Geodia barretti, 2689 nucleotides long. Lineage: Eukaryota; Metazoa; Porifera; Demospongiae; Tetractinellida; Geodiidae. The record is from the annotation of a GenBank genome assembly.